GGACGAGACAAGUGACGGCAUGAUAUUCGGAUCUGCUCUAGGCUAGGAAGGGCUAAUUUGCGGGCACUAGAAUGGCUAGUGCCACCCUCAAAUUUUUGGGAAGCCUGUUGAUCGAUCCGCUAAAGAUUGCCUUUUGUGUCCCACAGUGUUUAAUGCCUAGAACCCCGCUAUUGGACUUCGAGAUUUCAUUUGGUAGCACGAAAUCUUUUCCCACUCCCUUUGAGUAUCUGAGGGAUUGAGAACGCUACAGGGAGAUUUGUAUACACAUAUCAGGGAUCAUUCAGAGGGAAAAUCAACUGGGCUUGGCUCUGCAAGACACCAUGGCCGCGCAAACUGCUGAUGCUCUUGCCAGCUUGAAGCUAAAGGAUCCGGAAGCCGUCAAAGACUCAACGACCGCCACAAAAACCAACGGUAACGGUAAAGUCCCCGAAGCGGAGGAUUCGGACGACGAUGAAGACGAGAGGGGCGCGGUUGGGGAAGGCGGAGCAGAGGGAGGGGCAAAGAAGAAGCGCAAAAGGAAGAGGAAGCCAAAGAAGGCUGGUGGCGCCGGUGGCCUCCCAACGAAGCAAUCGGAUCCUCCGCGAGUCCUACUCUCGAAUCUGUUCCCCAGUGGAGAGUACCCGGUCGGAGAGGAGGUUGAAUACAGAGAUGAGAAUCUAUACCGGACAACCAAUGAGGAAAAGAGACACCUGGAUCGCAUGAACAAUGACUUUUUGCAGGAAUAUAGACAGGGUGCUGAGAUUCAUCGUCAAGUGCGCCAGUGGGCAGCGAAGAAUAUCAAGCCAGGACAGACUCUGACAGAAAUUGCUGAGGGUAUUGAGGAUGGUGUAAGAGCCUUGACUGGACAUCCUGGCCUAGAAGAGGGAGACAAUAUCAAGGGCGGUAUUGCCUUCCCAACUGGUGUCAACUUGGACCAUAUUGCGGCGCAUUACAGCCCCAAUGCUGGAAACAAAACGGUUCUCAGCAAAGACAAUGUCAUGAAGGUUGAUUUUGGAGUUCACAUCAAUGGCCGAAUUGUGGACAGUGCGUUCACCAUGUCAUUCGACCCGAUGUAUGACAACCUCCUGGAGGCUGUGAAACAAGCAACCAACACCGGUAUCAGAGAGGCUGGAAUCGAUGCUCGGCUGGGCGAAAUCGGAGGUAUGAUUCAAGAGACCAUGGAGAGCUACGAGGUCGAGAUCAAUGGCGAGACUUUCCCUGUUAAGUGUAUCCGGAACUUGAACGGACAUGAUAUCCGGCAAUGGCAGAUCCAUGGUGGAAAGAGCGUGCCGAUUGUGAAGAGCUCUGAUCAGACGAAGAUGGAGGAAGGUGAGGUGUUUGCUAUUGAAACAUUUGGUAGUACUGGAAAUGGUUAUGUUAGAGAUGAUCUGGAAACUUCCCAUUAUGCCAAACGAGCAGAUGCUCCAAACGUAGCAUUACGUGUACAGUCUGCGAGCAAGCUGUUGAAUGUCAUCAACAAGAACUUCGGAACUCUACCUUUCUGUAGGCGGUAUCUAGACCGUCUUGGUCAGGAGAAGUAUCUGCUUGGAGUAAAUGCUCUUUUUUCGGGUAAGUGGUAAUAUGCUAAUAUCCUGUAGCUGAAUAGCUUGGUCACUGCUGGUAUCGUGGAGGCAUACCCACCUCUUGUUGAUAAGAAGGGCUCGUACACGGCGCAGUUUGAACAUACCAUCGUACUCCGACCCAACGUAAAGGAAGUCAUCAGUCGAGGCGACGACUACUAAAAGUAUUACUACUAAAAGCAUUGACAGACAUCUACGGGGAGUUUAAGAAUGAUGGACGAAUUGAUGAUUGCUUGAAAAGUGACAAAUUGGAGUUUUCAUGACCACAAACGGUUAUCUAUGUGCGGGUGCAUCAAUGGAUGGAUAGCUUCUAGAUUUCCGAACGAGAAGUUGAAUUUGAGCACCAAUUGCAGUAUCCGAUGAUCUUGCAAUUGAAUGUGUGAUGUGCUCUUGGAACCGAGUCGACAAGACCUGAUGGCGACAAGGUUGGGAUAAAGACAAAAUGAUAAUACAAGAAAGUAAACAACAGUGUCGCGAGGUCUUGAUUCCGAGGGGGGGCUUAUACUCGCACUAGUUCUCAUUUCGGUGCUUCUGCUCUACGACCUUUCCUCGUGGACUUGUUCGGCGAGCCAGACCUUGACCAUGAGCACAAUUGCAACUUUACCUGCAUCACCAGGAGCGACUACAGCUCAUUGGAAAAGCAGAAGCAGGCGCGGUGAAAUGGAAUCGAGCUGUAGGCAGGUUCUGAAGGAGGGGGAAACAACCUGCAGACUUUCCUCGCUAGCAAUAACAUCUGUAUCGUACCUACCUCAUCCGUUAUGAGUUACCGGAUCUUAUAGCUAUCAGCCUCUACUUUAACAUUCACGCUCUCCUAGGACAUCUCCAUGCCACAGAUAAGGCCUGCUGGUUUCCGUGGGCAUCUUGCAGAAGGAACUGUGAUUCUAAAUCCAGACAUUCUACUCACAUGUAGGCAUCUCGGCACACCCGACCUAAUAUUGAACCUACCAAUCAAGCAUGUACCAUCAGUUACACAUUAUCGAGCUUCACCAACUAUAGAUAUUUUCGUCUUCUAUG
Molecule: messenger RNA, 2573 nt
Organism: Cadophora gregata
Lineage: Eukaryota; Fungi; Ascomycota; Leotiomycetes; Helotiales; Ploettnerulaceae
Gene: MAP2
Product: Methionine aminopeptidase 2, variant 2
Exons: 4
Coding region: 321-1559 (412 amino acids)
Biological process (GO): proteolysis
Molecular function (GO): metalloaminopeptidase activity
Source: RefSeq, a predicted model, not a curated record